CCUCAAACUUAUUUAUCACAAAAACAUAAACAAAAAACCGCGUCUCUAACAAAAAACAUAAAAUUUUAAUCAAUUUACCGCAGAAACAGGAACAAAAAUGGGUCGUCGCAAGUCCAAACGUAAGCCUCCUCCAAAGCGCAAAGCUAUCGAACCCUUGGAUCAACAAUUUAACUGCCCUUUCUGCAAUCACGAGAAAUCCUGCGAAGUUAAAAUGGACAAGAGUCGAAAUUCGGCGAAAAUAAUGUGUCGCGUUUGCUUGGAAGACUUUCAAACGCAAGUCAACUUCCUCUCGGAGCCCGUUGAUGUGUACAAUGAUUGGGUUGACGCCUGCGAAACAGCAAAUUAGACCGAUUUCGAGACUUUUUGACGAUUUUUCUUUAUUGAUAUGUAUUUUUUUUCGUUUAAGAUACACUUUAAUGCUUAGUUUAAGGUAACAAUGUAAAUUUUUUUGGACUACAUUAACGUAUAAAUAAAUAAAUUAGCUAGA
Molecule: messenger RNA, 487 nt
Organism: Culicoides brevitarsis
Lineage: Eukaryota; Metazoa; Arthropoda; Insecta; Diptera; Ceratopogonidae
Product: transcription elongation factor 1 homolog
Exons: 2
Coding region: 98-346 (82 amino acids)
Biological process (GO): transcription elongation by RNA polymerase II
Cellular component (GO): transcription elongation factor complex
Molecular function (GO): RNA polymerase II complex binding
Source: RefSeq, a predicted model, not a curated record